Molecule: messenger RNA, 879 nt
Organism: Cyphellophora attinorum
Lineage: Eukaryota; Fungi; Ascomycota; Eurotiomycetes; Chaetothyriales; Cyphellophoraceae
Product: putative acyl-coenzyme A synthetase
Exons: 1
Coding region: 1-879 (292 amino acids)
Biological process (GO): secondary metabolic process
Molecular function (GO): CoA-ligase activity
Source: RefSeq, a predicted model, not a curated record
AUGAUCUUCACAUCGCCAUUCAGCGUCGACCUCCCCAACCAAGACAUCCUUACAUUCCUGUUUGAGUCAAACCGAUUCCAAGACUCGAAUCCUGUCUGGCUUGACGCUGCUCACCCAGAGAUCUCCAUCACCAAGGGCAAAGCCCGUGAGCUCACACAGCGCAUUGGCUGGAGCCUGCGUGACCGUGGAAUUGGGCGCGAUGAUGUGGUCGUUCACUUUGUGGAGAAUCAAGUCAUGAUUGCACCAACAGCGUUUGGGAUCCUUUGUGCAGAGGCUGUAUGUGCGACGUGUGCACCGACGGCGACAGCCUUUGAGGUCGCCAGACAGGUCAACCUUUCUAGUCCCAAGAUUCUCAUCUGCUCGCCGCAGACCAGGCCUGUGGCGGAAGCUGCACUCAGACAGUGCACUCUUGAGCAGUCGCCAGAGCUUCUGGUUAUGGACUCCCCGAAAUUGGACAUCAGACAAGCAAACACAGGGCACUCAAUCCUCACAGAUGCCACGCUGCAAUGGCCAUGCAUCACCGACCCCGCCAUCCUCCAAACCCGCACAGCAUGCCUCAUCUACUCCUCCGGAACCACCGGCCUCCCCAAAGGGGUCCGCCUCAGCCACGCCAACUUCAUUGCCAACAUCCAACAGAUCAUGUACCACUUCGACCCUCGCUACCACCUCAUCAGAUCCGAGAACCGCUUCCCAGCCAUGGCUGGCGUCCUCCCCAACUCCAACGCCGCAGGCGUCAUCCUCCACACAAUGCUACCCCUCCGUAUCGGCUGGCAGAUCUACCAGAUUCCCAAGUACGACUUACCUUUGAUGAUGUCCACGUCCGCACAUACCAACUCUCAAUCCUCUUCCUCGCUCCUGCAAUCUGGCAGCGCAUUGUGA